CAUGACCCCCUCACUCUCCUGACAGGGAGACGUCCGGCUAGAAUCUGCUUCUGAACCCCCAGCCAGGGCGGGGGCGUGGCAGCCCGGGGAUUCCCCUCGGCCCGGUGACGUCACCGGCGCUUGCUACCUUCCCUGUUGCCGAUUUCUCCGGUCGCUAUCGGGCAUGGAGACCCCCAGCGCAGGGACAGACUGGAGGAAGCAUAUUAUCCGACAGCUGCAGCGCCGGGAUCGCCGCCAGAAGCUCCACUUCGAGGAUCUCAUUCACUCCUACAACCAGCUCCUGAUGAAAUCCGACAUUGUUCAACUCUGGAGAGACCAGCACUUACCAUCUGCUUCCAGCGAAUCUCCCGAUCCUCAGAAUGUGGUGAAUUUAAAGAGCAAACACCGUAAGGAACUAAUCAAAAUGUAUCAGGCAAAUGGAGAGCUUGCGCAGGAGGUGUUCGAUCUGAGCAAACAGCGCAAACACAGAGAAGUGGAACUCGAGGUCAGUCAGAACAGGCUGGUGGAGCUGAAGGCGAAGCUGUCUGAGUUGGAGGGAGAGCGGGAGCGAUUGCUAGCACAGUUCGGAGAGUUGGAGAAAGCCAAUAGCAGACUCAAAGAGGAGUAUGACAGCCUUCAACAGCUUUACCGUUCACAGUGGGAACAACUCCUGAAGCAGGAGGUGGAGGGAACAGAACUGAUUCAGAGCAUGAUCGAUAUCAAGGCUCAAGCAGCGAGAGAUCUCAAUUAUCGGAAUGAGAAGCCAAAGAGGGUCAAGGAGAAGAAUUUGGAGAAGGACCUGGCCAUUGUUUCCCGUGUCCCCCUCUCCUUAGACGCAGAAGUCUUCCACCCAGUUCAGAAACUGUCACCCGAGGCAGCCACUCACCAGGAGACCAAGAUCUUCAAACCAUUUCGGAGUUUUAGGUCAAGUUCUUUAAGCAUCCCACCCCACCCCAGACUCUUCCAGUCCUUUAAAGACCUCUUCAGGAAACGGGCAAAUACAUCUUUCAUCGGAGUGGAUUGCAAUCCAAUGAACUUCUGUUCGGUUGCAAGAGUCCCGGCUAGAGUUCGAUUCAGCUUGCAGGAAGCACAUGACGGUGAGGUUAAUGCUGUCAAGUUUUCUCCAAACUCCAAGAUCCUGGCAACUGGAGGCAGUGACAGGAAGGUGAAGUUAUGGGAUAUUGUCGGAGGGAUGCUUCAGACAGUGAAAACUCUGGAAGGGAGCAACGAUGGAGUGACCAGCAUUGAGUUUGACCCCUCGGGUCUACAGCUCUUAGCUGGAUCUUAUGACAACACUGCGCGCCUGUGGAGUCUGAAGGACUGUGAGCUGAAGCACACUUUGUCAGGUCACAGUGCAAAAGUCACAGCGGCAAAGUUCAAGUUUUAUUGUCGAGAAGCUGUCACAGGAAGCCACGACAGGACAAUCAAAGUCUGGGACCUGAGCAAAGCUGCCUGUGUUAGUUCAAUCGCUCUCCCGUCUCGCUGCAGUGACAUCGUUUGCUCAGACCACCUCAUCAUUAGCGGUCACUUUGAUGAGAAAGUUCGCCUGUGGGAUUCGAGGUCUGCGAUGAAGACUGAUGAGAUCCCACUGCAGGGAAAAGUGACGUCUUUAGACAUUAACUCGGAACGGACCCAGUUACUCAGCUGUUCACGCGACGAUCUGCUAAAGGUGGUGGAUCUACGGAUGAACGAGACCAGGCAGGAGCUCAGAGCUGAAGGGUUUAAGUGUGGAUCUGAUUGGACCAAGGCAAUUUUCAGCCCCGAUGGGAGCUACGCGGCAGUGGGAUCAGCUGAUGGAGUUCUCUAUGUUUGGGACACCCUGACUGGGAACCUGGAGACUUCCUUGGUUGGACAACACAGAUCUUCUAUUAAUGCAGUUUCCUGGUCUUUAUCGGGAGAGUAUGUGGUGAGCGUGGAUCGGUCAAGGUUGGCCAAUCUUUGGACUGACUGCUGACCCAGCCUCUCGGCAGCAACUCCAAAUUUUCCAUUGCCCUCAUGACCAUCAUUCGAUCAGAAGGGAAAGCAUUGAGAGCUCGGGUCAUCGAAAUUUAACAUCGUAAGCAGGCAGAAGCUCCUGUCGAUAAACAACCCUCUGUCUGCACCACAACUCUCCCAAGCACACGUUAUAUUUUCAAGAAACUGGGAGUUCGAGAGGGGUGAAUGUAAAUACUACGCAAAAGACUUAGCAAACAGAAAGAGGCCAAUUUACCUCCUGUGAGUAUCUCUCACCUCACUGGGAGAGGCAAAUUCAUGCAGAGAAAAGAUGCCAGGGGCUCCAGGAUGAGAUUGACUUCCAAACCAUGCCCCUGUGUCAGGGAUUUUGUUGGAAAUUUAUCAGUCGAUGGGAUGGAAUGGGUGUGGGAUAAUAAGGGAAUCAACUUGGAAUACUUUUGUCAACAAAUCUUGCCUGCAGCUGUGCAGCAAGUUACAGGAAGGGACACAAGGUCAAUAGGUUGUAGGGACAAAGACGUGCAAUAAAAACAGUACAUUCUGAAACACUUAGCAAGUCAGGAUGCAUCUGUGGAGAAAAGGGACUUGACAGAAGAAUUACUUUUUGAUUGACCAAACCACAACUCAAUGUAUCAGAAACAAAAGGGAUUGAGGUCAGUUACAAUGUUUAAGAUCAACUAGGAAUAUCGAAUUUCUUGUCUUAUUUAGAGUCCCAUGGACGCUGAACACACUUUUGUCGUCAUUUGUUGGACACAAAAGAACAUGUUUUUUAAGUGAAAUGGAAUAUUUUUUAAAUUAUUGGAAUUUUUAAAACUCUUUCACAGGAUGUGGGCAUCAUUGGCUCGGUCCAACAUUUACUGCCUUGUCCCUAGUUGCCCCUUGAGAAGGUGGUGGUGAGCUGCCUUCUUGAGCUGCUGUAGUCCAUGUGCUGAAGGUUGUGCCCUUAGGGAGGGAAUUCCAGGAUUUUGCCCCAGUGUUGGUGAAGGAACAAUGAUAUAUUUCUUAGUAAGGAUGGUCAGUGGCUUGGAGAGGAAUGUGUAGGUGGGGGUAGUGUUGAUUGUGAGGGUUUCAGUGAUGGUAAUGCCAUUGAACAACAAAGUUAGAUACUUAGAUUGUCUCAAAGAAUGUCAUUGGUCUUAAGAAUUCUCCAUUGCUGAGAGAAAUAGAGACUGGGCCAUUAAAUAUAUUCAAGGAUGAGUUAGACCGAUUUUUGAUUAAUCAUGGACUUGAUAGUUAUACAGAGCUGGCAAGGAAGUGGUGAUAAGACCACAAAUCAGAUCAGCCUUGAUCCUCUUAAAGGCAGAGCAGGUUUAAGGGGCCGAAUGGCUGACUUCUGUUCCUAUUUUGUCUGCUCUUGUGUGGAACACCUCUAUACAGCAAACUGUUGGAGUCUGGAACCCCCUGCCUGAAAAGGGGUGGAAGCAGGUUUGAUAGGAGCUUUUGCAAGGGAAUUUGUCAAACACUUGCAAUGGAAGAAUUUGCGGAACUAUUUUUGAGAAUGGCUCCAUGGAUGAGUAACUUCAGAGAUCGAUUCUAGACCUUGGAAUUGUAUCCCUCAGAGAGGAGAAGGCUGAGAGAACUGAUCGAGGAUUUUCAAAAUUCUUGAGAAAUCUGGACAGGGUUGAUAGGGAGUAAUGGUUUGUACUGGUGAAGGGAUCAAGAAUGAGAGAGGGCACAGGUAUGACAUAAUUAGCAAAAGUGAUAUGAGGAAACAAUUUUACUCACAAUGAGUCGUUAGGUUUUGAGAUGCAUUGCCUCAAAGGCACUCAAAAGGGAAAUAGGUGGUUCCUGAAAAGGAACAAUGUGCAGAAUAACAGGGGAGAAAGUGGGCGAGAAUAGCACUUGGUGAGCUGCUCAUAGAGAAAGCUAGUGCAGACAUGACGCACUGAAGGGCCUCAUUCUGAGUUGCAACAAUUCUGUGGAGAAAGAGCAAGGCAAUUGAAGUGAUUGGGCACCCCUGGCAAAGACAGGGUGGGUUAUAAACAUGCCAUUCUGCCAUGUGGCCUGCCUGCCUUUGAUGUCUUUUUUAAACUGGCGAGAUGAUGGCCUUGUGGUAUUAUCACUGGCCUGUCAGCCCAGAGACCCAGGUAAUGUCUCAGUUUGAAUCUGGCCAUGGCAGGUGGUGGAAUUUGAAUUUGAUAAAAGUCUGAAAUUAAGAGUCUAAUGAUGCCUUUGAAUAGUUAUCGAUUGUCAGGAAAAACCCAUCAGGUUCACUAAUGUCCUUUUAGGGAAGAAAACUGCCAUCCUUACCUGGUCUGGGCUGUCCGUGACUCCAGACCCACAGCAAUGUGGUUGACUCUCACAUGCCUUCAGUGGCAAUUAGGGAGGGGGCAAUAAAUGCUGCCUAGUCAGUGAUGCCCUCAUCAGUGAAGAAAACCCCACAUGACUGAGCAGCUACAAACUUGCCUUUUCCCAAGUGCAAGCAUAACAAGCCUGUGUGUGCUGUCACCUCUCCUUUGCAUUAUAGUUCACAAUAAAUCAUGUUUUACCUAAUCUCAGAGGAUACUCAAAGGUGAUCAUCUCCAACAUAAUCUACCUCCAACAAUUUGGCACCGUGGCUCACUGGUUAGCACUGCUGCUUCACAGCGCCAGGGACCCAGGUUCAAUUCCACCCUCAGGCAACUGUAUGUUGGAGUUUGCACAUUCUCCCUGUGUCUGUGUGGGUUUCCACCAGGUGCUCUGGUUUCCUCCCACAGUCUAAAGAUGUGCAGGUUAGGGUGGAAGAAUUUUUGAAGGAGGGUCUAGGCCUGAAAUGUCAGCUUUCCUGCUCCUAAGAUGCUGCUUAGCCUGCUGUGUUCAUCCAGCUCCUGGUUAUCUCUGUUGCCCAUCCUGUUGUCUACAUGGUAUGAUUCUGUCAGUAUGACGAUAUCAGGCUGUUGAUUGACUAGUCUGUCAGCUUUAGCACAAGGCUAAUGAGCAGGACUUUGCAAGGUUGACAGGGCUGUUUCUGCCAUUGUCUCCUCCAGUGCCUAGAUUGACUCAAGGGGACUGGCGUGGUUUCAAUCCUUUGAAACUUUCUCACAGUGUGAUGUAACUGAGUGGCUGUGCUGGGUCGUUUCACAGGGCAGCUCAGAGUCAACUACAUUGCUGCGGGUCUGGAAGCCACAUCAGAUUUCCUUCCCUAAACGGCAUUAUAAUGAACCAUAGAUAGUAGGAGCUGUAGACACUGGAGAAUUUGAGACGAACCAGAUGUGUUUUGAGCAUCAAUGGACAAUGGCUGGAAGUUGACCAAUACAUCAGCUCUUUAUUGAAUGCAGAUUUCACCAUUUACCAUGGUGGGAUUCAAACCCAUGUCUUCAGAACAAUGGCCUGGGAUCUUGGAUUGCCAGUCCAGUGACAUUACCGCUAGACUAUUCCCCUUCUGUCCUUCGUGAUUUAAAAUUACGCUUAAACGUCUUCAGUCUGUGGAAGACAAUCCCAACUUCUCCAGUCUCUCCAUAUUCACUGAGAACCCUGGAAAAGUUGUCCUCACUCCAUGGCCUUGGCAUCUCCUAUGACUCCCAUAUUCCAGGCUUGAUGUGUCAGUGAUGGCUCAGUGGGCAGCACUCUUCCUUCUGAAUCUGAAGGUUCCAGGUUCCUAGGACAGCAGAACUGAUGUAUGAAGGGAGACGGGAUUGUCUCGAAUAAUAUUCACUAGAAGAAUGGGGAAAUCUCAUAAAAACCUAUAAAAUUCUAAUGGGACUAGAGAGGAUAGACAUGGGAAGGAUGUUUCAGAUGACCAGGGAGCCCAGAAACAAGGGUCGCAGUCUAAUGGUACAAGUUAGGCCAUUUAGGACUGACAUGAGGAGAAAUGACUUGACCCAGACAGUGGGGAGCCUGUGGAAUUCUCUGCCACAGAAAGCGGUUGAAGCCAAAACAUUGGAUGUUUUCAAGAAGAAAUUAGAGAUAGUGCUUAGGGCUAAAGGGAUCACCAGGUAUGGGGGAGAAAACAGGAACAGGGGACUGAGAUGAAUGGCAGAGACACUUCAAAGUGCUGUUUAGCCUAUUCCUUCUCCUAUUUCCGCUGUUUCAAAAUUUCAAGCCCUGCUCUAGGAGUCAGGGUUGAUAUUCCAUGGCAAUGCAGAGUGAUUGCAGGGCUGUUGGAGGUUCUGUCUUCCCGAUGAAACAUUAAACCAAGGCCCCCCACUUGUUUUUUGGGUGUAAGUAUUGUGUUCCUUGAUAUUGUUUCAAAGAGGAGCAAAUGAGACAUCCCUGAGGCAUUGGUGCCGGCCACAAUCAACGUUACAAUAAUACAAAGAUCAUUUGGACGUUAUGACACAGUUGUUUGUGGGAUCUUGCUGUACAGAAAUUGGCUGCUCUGUUUCCUCCGUCCCAACAGUGAGUACACUACAAGAAGUGUUUUGUUGGCUAUAAUACACUUUGAGACAUUUGAGUCUCUGAAAAAUGCUGUAUAAAAUUAAAAUCUUUCUUCCUCAAAAUGAAUUGUGAAAUGCUCUUGUCAAAUGAAAGCCAAUGUGUGCGUCUAUUUUUCAAAGACCCACUAUGCCUCUUCUAUCUGGCACAUCUGUACUCACUUGGGGUCUCUCUCAGUCACCUUCCUGUUUGUACAAAUAUUGAUGGAAGAUCACCUGCCUCUGCUGACUGUUGUAAUAAAUAGUCACUUGGUGGCACAGAACUGAUUUAGGUAUUGCACGGAGAAAAAGAGCCAUCUUGCGCUCACCAGCACCGAUGCAAGAAUUCUAAAUUUCAAUGUUGUGGAGGUGCCAGUGUUGGACUGGGAUGGGCAAAGCCACACGGCAUCGGGCUGUAGUCCAACAGAUUUAUUUGAAAUUACAAGCUUUCAGAGCUCUGCUCCAUUGUCUGUGGAGGGAAGUGCGCAGACACAGAAUUUGUCUGCUUCCCUCCACAUCAGCCAACAAAAGGAACAGUGAUUUGAAGGCUUGUGUUUCCAACUAAACCUGUUGGAUGUUAACCUGGUGCUGUGUGACUUCUGACUAAAUUGCACAGGGCACAACAAUUCGUAGUGCAGGGAAGAAGGGUGCCAGUUGGUUGGAGAGUUGACUCUGUUUGGUUCAGUUGAAGAUUGUCAGUCAGGCCCACUUGAUGUUGGCAUGAAGUGACUUUUACUUAUAUCCAGGGUUGCCUCCUCUGCUGGGAGAGCAAACAUGCCCUGGCUUUGUAAUUUCCUCAAUUAAACAAAGUCAUUGGGUUCAAACUGUUCCCCAGAGCAUUCCCAAGAGCAAGGUCUCAACUUACCAACCGUGAGCACCCAUUUCACUUGUAGGAUAAAUCCCUUUGAAGUUUGGCAUUCUUGCCAUUCUAUCCUGAUAAUGAAUGUAAAAUGAAACACUUCAACAGCAUUUCAGUGAUACUUUGGUCAUGCAAAGGCAGGAGUUAUACAACUCUUAUAUACCCAGGAGAUAAGUGGAGAGGAGAUGCGUGUUCAUGACACUGUGGUGGUUUGAUUGCUGGGAUUUGGGAGAACUGAGCAGGCUCUCUCUUGGUCUCCAAAACCUCCUCAGUCAAUGAUACAGCACUAGAUUGGCCCAGAAAUACUAGCUGUCAGUAUCUUUGCUUCAGAAUGUUCUCAGCUGCAGGCCAACAUCGCAGCAGAGCAGUGAAUGGGGGAUUUUUAACAACAACUUAAAGUAACCAAUAGUAACAGGUUUGGGUAAUAUUGGAGCUCCAGUGGGCCAUCCAGCCCCUGUUGUGCUGUCAAAUUAAUGAGAUUAUGGUUGAUCUGUGUCCUAACUCCUCAUUUCUGCUGAGGCCCCAUAACCUUUAAUAUUUAGGGAUAAUAUUCCGGGAUUAAGCCUUACCCUCCACCUCGAGCUGAUGGUUCGAGCUCUGGUUCAAAGCAAGAGACUCGCUGAGGAUGAGGGUUUGAUUGCAUGCAGUGUCUCCUCAUCUUAAAACCCACUAAACUAAUAUAAUGUUUACAUUCUUUAAAUAUUGUAAAGAAUUUAAUUCUUGCAA
Molecule: messenger RNA, 7845 nt
Organism: Stegostoma tigrinum
Lineage: Eukaryota; Metazoa; Chordata; Chondrichthyes; Orectolobiformes; Stegostomatidae
Product: autophagy-related protein 16-1-like
Exons: 18
Coding region: 164-1933 (589 amino acids)
Biological process (GO): autophagosome assembly; negative stranded viral RNA replication
Cellular component (GO): autophagosome membrane
Molecular function (GO): protein binding
Source: RefSeq, a predicted model, not a curated record